AUGUUAGAUUCUUCUGAUAGUAUAAUAAUUCGAAAUAAUUUACCUGAAGGAGAAUUCAAAGGACCUAUUCAUCAUCUCUUGAGUAAUAAAAUAAUGUUGCAAGAAGGUGAUAAUUAAGGAGGGAGCUUUAAUUCUUUUACAGUACCAGAAAAUCCAAUCUUGUUAAACACUCCUCCUAAAACUUUUAAGAAUAUGGCAGCUAGAAAAUCUGAUUUUUAAUCUGCCUAUGAAGUAGAUGAUGCUGAUUCUUUAAAGGAUAGCAAACCGUAGUUUUUGAGAUUAAUAAUUGCAAAAAGUUUACAAAACAACUUCAUUAACAACUUAUGGAAUAGAUCAUACUUAAGGAAACUUCAUUAAUUAUCUCCUUUUUAGAUUGAAUAAUUAGAUGAUUUAUAAUUUGAAUCAGAUGGUUUUUCAAAUAUUACACACUCUAAUUAGAGAUCGUUAAUUUAAUCCUUAGCCUUCUGGACAUUAAUCGAUGUAUUCACUCCUUAUAGCAAAUUCAUAGUAAUCUGGGAUGUCUUUCAAAUCCUUACUUAUAUUAUGAUUUUCUUUUGGUUACCAUACAAGAUCUCAUUUGAAAUUUAUUAUAUAAGUGAAUUAUUUAAUGGGGAAAGAGGCAGUGAAAUCAUAGAAAUAGUGCUACUCUCAAUUUUAGCAUUAGAUGUAGUUGUUGGACUCAAUUUAGCAUUUAUUUAUAAAGGACAAAUUAUAAAGGAUCGAAAAAGAGUAAUCAUCAAUUAUUUUAAUUAAUAUGCAUUUGUAGAUUUGGUAAAUAUUAUAUUUUAUUUAUGGUCUCCUUAUCCACUAUUUCAGCUUAAUUCUUCAUUCCAAACCUCAGUUCUAAAGACAGCAAUAUGCUUAUAAUGUAGAUAGUACUAGGUGCCAUAUUUUAUAUUCUAAGAAUUACUAAAAUCAAUAAAAUAUUAGCCUAGAUUUAAGAGUAAUAAUAAUACUAUAUAGAUUCUUUAAUCUUAACGGUUCACUAAAUGAUAUGGUUGGUCUUAUGAAAUUAUUGAUGGUUAUCGUAUUUAUAGCACAUAUUUGUGGAUGUACAUGGCAUGGCAUAGCACAUUAUACAACGGCAUUUUCAUGGUUAGAUGCUUAUAACUUAAGAGAAAGAACCAAUGGAACUAGAUAUAAUUAUUCAAUUUAUUGGGCUACAAUGACUAUGACAACUGUUGGUUAUGGUGAUAUCACAGCUUAAAAUGAUCUUGAAUUACUGAUUAACAACAUCACAAUGUUUGUAGCAAGCAUAGUUUUUGCAUAUUCUGUUAAUAGCAUAGGAAUAUUUGUAUCAAAUAUGUACAAAGGAACAAUGGAAUAUAGUAGAUCAGUUACUCUGAUUAAUACAUUUAUGUCUAAAAAUAAAAUCUAAUUUGAUUUAUAAACAAGAAUAAGAAGUUAUUUAGAAUAUAUUUGGUAAGAAGAAUAAGAAAUGAAUGAUGAUGAAGUUGGUUCUAUUGUUAAAAAGCUGAGUAGACAUCUCUAAGAUGAAUUAUAAUAUUAAUUAAGAGGGAAUAUACUUAAAAAUAGUAAAAUAGUUAUGAAACUAUUUUCUGAACAAUUUGUAAAGAAUCUUCUUUAAUCAAUGGAAGAAUUAUCAUUUAGUCCAGAAGAGAGAAUAAUUACAUGCAAUUAAAUAGAUGAUUGUUCUUUAUAUAUAAUUACAAAGGGAGAAGUGGAAUUGAUGUUUUCAGGUAAAAAUUAAUUAGGUGAUGUAAUAAAAAGAAAUUCAAUUAGAUUAUUAAAAUAAUAUGAAUGUUUUGGUGAAAUAGCAUUUUUUACAGGAAAUGCUAGAACAGCAACUGCAGUCUCUAAAGGUUUUACUCGAGCAUUUAAAAUAAAAAGAGAAUAUUUUUUAGCUAUAUUAUAAUCAUUUCCUAAUGAUUAUGAAAAGUUUUGUGAUGCUAGAGAUAGAUUAAUAAAUAAUGAGUUUUCUUCUCUAUAAUUAAAUUGUUAUAGUUGUAAUAGUAAUAGACAUCUUAUUAAUAAUUGUCACAUAUUACAUUUUUGUGCAGAUUAAGAAAAGAUAAUUAAGAAAGAGUUUUUUCCAAUUGAAUAACGUAGAAGUAUGGCAUUCAAUAGAAUUAAAAAGAUAAAAGCAGUUUGUGCAUUUAAUAUGUAGAAAUACUAUUCAGAAAGAGCUCGUGAUUUAAUUUAAGAUAUUUAUCAAUAAGAGAAAAUUGGUACAGAUCUUGAUGAUGGAGAUUCUCAUACAAUGCCAAUGAAUGAUGCAUAUGAAGAUGAUGAUGGUAAAAUGAUUAUUUAAUUAGAUUUACCUUCUUCAAUUAAUUAAUAAAGAAGUUAAUCUGGAACAAUAAGUAAGUAAAGUUAAAAACAAUAAUAAACAAAAGAUAUUGAAGAUGAUGAAUAAUAUAAUAAAGGAUAUCAUCGUAAAUCAAAUCCUCCAAGAUAAACUGUUUAAACAGCUGGUUUUGGUGGUAAUUAAAAAAAUAAAGAUAGUAUUUAUUAUUAUAAGAUCAAAAUAGUUACUUGGAAUGUUGAAUAAUUAAGUGAUUCUUUAGAUUCUUCUGAAGAACAAGAUUAAGUAAUAGUACCAUUAUAAUCAUUUCCUCAAUAAAAAUCAAAUGAACUUAUUAAUAAAUAAUAAACAAUUAAAAAACAAUUAUCAAGAAGUGGAUCUGCAGAUGUUCCAUCUAAAGUUCCUACAGAAGUUCGACUUGCUAAAUAAUAAUUAUAAAUUAAAAAUUAAUCUGAUAUUGAAAUUCGACAUGUUUUAUCAAGAGAUCAAGCUAGAAAAAUUACUGUCAGAACAAGAACACAUAAUGAAGAACCUACUUUAAUCACUGAUAAUUUGACUUAAAAUAAUGCGGUUUAAUAAUUAUAAGCUCCUACUAUUACUACCAUUGUCUUAUCAUUUGAUAAAAUGUGUAUCUUUUAGUUCUAUCAACCAUUUAAUAAUUAUGAUGCUGUUAUUAAAAGGUUAUUAUAUUCUACAUUUAUUUAGAUAUGCAAGAGCUUAAAAAUUCUUUGGAAAAAAGAGAUCAUAUCCUGAAAAUUCAUUAUAUUCAUUUUAUUUCCUAGCUAUUAAAAAAGGAUAUAAAUUAAGAAAAUUAGGAUAAUUAAUUCCUGUUGGAUUAUAAAGAUUCUCUGGUGGUGGUGCUAAACUCUUUAAAAAAGUAUAUAAAAAAAUGAAAUAACCAUCAUUAGCUGAAAAAAAUGAUAUUUUUUUUUAAGUUAAAUGA
Molecule: messenger RNA, 3209 nt
Organism: Paramecium sonneborni
Lineage: Eukaryota; Ciliophora; Oligohymenophorea; Peniculida; Parameciidae
Source: the annotation of a GenBank genome assembly